This is a messenger RNA of Epinephelus fuscoguttatus (brown-marbled grouper), 695 nucleotides long. RefSeq names its product mpv17-like protein 2. Gene Ontology annotation, biological process: mitochondrial ribosome assembly. The record is from RefSeq and is a predicted model, not a curated record. The transcript is spliced from 5 exons. Bases 1 to 657 code for a protein of 218 amino acids. Gene Ontology annotation, cellular component: cytoplasm; membrane. Lineage: Eukaryota; Metazoa; Chordata; Actinopteri; Perciformes; Serranidae.
AUGCUUCCCCGGGUGGGUAAAGAGUUUCUGGUCCGGAUUCGGUUCAACUGGCGGCCAUUUUUCCAGGGCCGGGCCCUGCUGGUCACAAACACCCUGAGCGGAGGAGUCAUUUUGGCGCUGGGAGACAUCGUGCAGCAGACCCGGGAGAACUUCAAGAAUCCAGACAGAGUCCGAGACUGGAGGAGGACAGGUUUCAUGUUUUCGGUGGGCUGCUCCAUGGGCCCACUGUUGCAAUACUGGUACAUCUGGUUGGACGGAGUGUUCGUGGGUAAAGCUCUAAAAACAGUGGGAAAGAAGCUUCUGGUGGACCAGGUGGUCGCCUCACCGUUUUUUGGGAUGUGGUAUUUUUUAGGUAUGGGUCUCAUGGAGGGACACACUUUGGCCGAAGGCUGGAAGGAGUUUACAGACAAGUUCUGGGAAUUUUAUAGGGCGGACUGCUGUGUUUGGCCUGCCGCUCAGACAAUCAACUUCUUCUUUCUCUCGCCCAAAUUCCGUGUUGUCUACAUCAACUUCGUCACCCUAGGGUGGGACACCUACCUUUCCUACCUCAAACACAGAGUUGACAGCCCCCCCACUGAGCUGGUAUCAGAGAGCAGUGCUGUAGGUGUACAGUUGGAAACACUCCCACCGCUUACACCUCUGAAGGAAAAGGCUUAGAGACAGAGUUCACGCUCAACUGUGAAGUCCCUCAUUGA